AUGUACCAUGUUGCUGAGAUCCAACUCUCGCUGAUGCACGGCAUCUUCUACAGGAAGAAUGAGUUGAUCCACAAUUGGUACGGGUAUUGCAUCCGUGUUGCCUUGCUGCCGGCCACUGUCACCGCAUUGCUGCUGUUCCGUCGAGUAGGUGACAAAGAUGGUUUCAGCAAAGUAGAUCUCGUUGUCACUUAUGUUUUGCUCUCUGGAGCCGUCGUCCUGGAGAUCACAUCAGUGCUGAGGGCCAUGUCCUCCACCUGGAGGUACCUGUGUUUCACCCGCAUCCGCAUUCUUCCUUGUUGUAUGCCUCCUAUUAGUCGUCCAUUGUUAUAUCUUCUUGAACUUGUAUUUCAAUCUGGGGAGCUCGUCAGACGGGCAAUACAGAAAGUAGGAAUACUUAAGAGGUACUGGUCAGGCUCCAUGGGGCAACACAACUUUAUUUACAUGUGCAGCCACUGUAAGGACAGCCGAGGCAGCAAAAUCGCGAGAUGGAUAGGAAGAGAGGACUGGUGGAACACACUGGUUUACACGUCCUUGUCUGUCCCCGUCUCGCUAGAUUUCAGCGAGCUGCUGAAGGAACAACUGCGGGCAAGUGUGGGCGUCGACAAAGAGAAUCGAGACCACAUCCAAAACUCAAGGGGCCGGGCGGCGCUGAAGAAGAGGGGGUUGCAUGAGGAGCUGGCCUGGAGUGUGGACUCUGAGCUGGAUGAGAGCAUCCUGGUUUGGCACAUCGCCACUGAUGUCUACCUCAGCUGGUACGAGGCGGAACAUAAACGCCUGCCACAUCCUGCAAAGGUAACCCAGGAGCUCUCCAAUUACAUGAUGUUUCUGCUCGCAGCACGUCCCUACAUGCUGCCUGACAAUGCUAGUCGCCAAAGGUAUAUUGAACUGUGCAACAAGGUGAUCUAUCAUCUCCAAUACAACUCGGCCGUGGAUUUGAUCAAGUUAAUGCAGGGGCAUGGAGAUGCUCUCAAUGCUGAACAAACUCAGCCUGCCGUUGUGGUGGAAAAUCUAGUAGUCGAUAUGCCUGCUGCUACAACCAAAGAGAGUAGUGUAACAUUUGACAGAGCAUGUCAGCUUGGCUCGAAGCUGAUUAGCAAAGGGCUGGAAACACCUGAUGCCAUGCUUGAUCUGAUCAGCCAAGUGUGGGUGGAGAUGCUCUGCUACACAGGACACCGGUGCAGGCCAGAUUCUCAUGCCAGACAGCUGAGCAGUGGCGGCGAGAUCACCACCGUCGUUGCCAUUUUGAUGGAAUUCUUGAAAUCUGAUUUUUCUGAAGUUCAACAAAGAAGAGCGGGAUGCUGA
This is a messenger RNA of Triticum turgidum subsp. durum (durum wheat), 1302 nucleotides long. Lineage: Eukaryota; Viridiplantae; Streptophyta; Magnoliopsida; Poales; Poaceae. The record is from the annotation of a GenBank genome assembly.